GGCAGAGUGGAGAGGAGGGAGCAGAACCAGAGUCUCACUUUCAGGUCCCGGUCUGUGUCUCAGGCGGCGACCUAGACCUGAGCCGACAACUGAGCGCCGGACCUAAACCCCACUUUCUCCGCAUCUGCAAUUAAGGACUUGGAACUUUCUGCAAAACUUUUCCCACAGAAGACCCCCCCCCCCCGCCCCGCCGCCUCCUUAUAUGUUAGCGCCAGACCCCCUGCGGAGGUGAAAAGGUCCACUGACCCCCGGCGAUGGAGUACCUCAACUUGUGCCUGGUUUUUUCCUGCUGGCUGGCGUUUGCAGACUCCCUGGGGUCCUCCGUCACGCCCAAGGCUCCCGUGCCCAUUCCCCAAGACAAAAUGCUGGUGCUCACCGUGGCAACGGAAGAAACCGACGGCUUCCUCCGCUUUAUGCAAUCUGCAAACUAUUUUCACUACGCUGUGAAGGUGCUGGGGUCAGGUGAGGCGUGGAAGGGUGGUGACGUCGGACGAUCUAUAGGUGGAGGACAGAAAGUCAGACUACUGAAGGAGGCCAUGGAAGCUUUGGCGGAGCAGGAAGACCUGGUGGUCCUCUUCGUGGAUAGCUACGAUCUUAUCUUCGCUGGCGGACCAGAGGAGAUUCUCAGGAAGUUCCAGCAAGCCAAUCACAAAGUCAUUUUCGCGGCAGAGGGCUUGGUCUGGCCUGAUAAGAGGCUGGCUGACAAGUACCCCUCGGUCCGCAGUGGCAAGCGCUACCUCAACUCCGGAGGAAUAAUUGGGUAUGCACCGUACAUAAACCGAAUUGUUUCACAGUGGACCCUUCACGACAACGACGACGACCAGCUUUUCUACACUAAAAUAUUUCUGGACCCUCUACAAAGAGAGUCUCUCAACAUGACUUUGGACCACAAAUGCCAGAUUUUCCAGAACCUGAACGGAGCGAUUGACGAAGUACUUUUGAAGUUCGGAACAGACCGGGUGAGAGUUAGGAACAAGGUGUACGACUCUCUGCCGGUGGUUGUUCACGGCAACGGGAACACUAAAAUGUACUUGAACUACUUGGCCAACUACGUCCCCAACACCUGGAACUACGAACACGGCUGCAGCCACUGUGAUGACCACGUCUUGGACUUGUCUCAGGUGAAAGAGUACCCCGACGUGCUGGUUGGCGUCUUCAUCGAACAGCCAACGCCGUUUCUUCCCGAGUUCUUCCAGCGCUUGACGACCUUGGACUAUCCCAAAGAUAAACUCCAGGUUUUUGUCCACAACAACGAGGUCUACCACGAGAAGCACAUCCAGAAGUUCUACGAAGCCCAUAAGAACGUGUUCAAGAGUUUCAAGGUGGUCGGACCGGAAGAGAAUCUGAGCCAGGGAGAGGCCAGAAACAUGGGCAUGGACCUGUGCCGCCAGGACUCCACAUGCGACUUCUACUUCAGCAUCGACUCAGACGUGAUGCUCACCAACGUGCAGACACUGAAGCUCCUCAUCCAGCAGAACAGGAAGAUCAUCGGGCCCCUGGUCACUCGCCACAGUAAGCUGUGGUCCAACUUCUGGGGAGCUCUGAGUCUGGAUGGUUACUACGCUCGCUCCGAGGAUUACGUCGACAUCGUGCAGAGAAAACGGGUGGGCUUGUGGAACAUUCCCUACAUGGCGCACAUAUACCUGGUCCAGGGCAGCGCUCUGAGGAAGGAGCUGAAAGAAAGGAACUACUUUGUUCUGGAGAAACUGGACCCCGACAUGGCUCUGUGCACACACACCAGGGACCUGACCAGUCACAGAGAAAAAGAGUCCCCUUCUCCGGAAUCAUUCCAUAUGCUCAGGCCCCCAAAGGGAGUCUUCAUGUACUUAACGAACCGCCACGCCUUUGGAAGGCUCGUUUCCACAGCCAAUUAUAACACCUCUCGUUCUAACGGUGACCUGUGGCAGAUCUUUGAAAACCCUCUGGACUGGAAGGAGAAGUACAUCCACCCCAACUACAUGAAAAUCUUUACUGAGAACGACAUCGAAGAGCCUUGCCCAGAUGUGUUUUGGUUCCCGGUCUUCACAGAAAGAGCCUGUGACGAGCUGGUGGAGGAGAUGGAGAACUAUGGCUCGUGGUCGGGGGGCAAACACGAGGACAAGCGGAUAACGGGCGGCUACGAGACGGUGCCCACAGACGACAUCCACAUGAAGCAAAUCGGCUUCGACAAGGAGUGGCUUCACUUCAUCCGAGAGUUCAUCGCGCCCGUCACCCUCAAAGUCUUCUCCGGCUACUACACCAAGGGUUACGCCGUCAUGAACUUCGUGGUGAAGUACACACCUGGGAGGCAGUCCUACCUCAGACCUCACCACGACUCCUCCACCUUCACCAUCAACGUGGCGCUCAACAACAAAGACACAGACUUUCAGGGCGGGGGCUGCCGUUUCCACCGGUACAACUGUUCCAUAGACUCGCCCAGGAAAGGCUGGAGCUUCAUGCACCCCGGGCGACUGACCCACCUCCACGAAGGUCUACCAACCACCAACGGCACGCGCUACAUCGCCGUGUCCUUCAUCGACCCCUAGAACUUUGGACCCGCCUUCAAUUCGUGUCUCAUUUGUUCAUUUUGCAACCAACACAAAAAACCGGAUGACGACCCGCAUGACCUUAUUAGGUCUCCACGGGAUUUGCGAGGACCUGAUUGGUUUGAUUGGCUUCUUAUCGGUACAGUUUUGGGCGGUCAUCUUGUAUACCAAAAACUAUCCUGAGCAGCUCCAUGUGCAGUAGGGAAGGGGUUCCUAUGGUCCCCGGGUCCAGGGCGCAUCUCGCAGUUUGCUGAAAAUUAUGGAAAGCGCCACUCUGCAUAGCAACUGGUCAAAGGUGGAAUUGCCACCAGACCGAUUUUAAGAUAUUAAAAUAAUGGCCAACGCAGAAUUUGUCACAUUUCAUGUGUCAGGUAAACUCUGCAAAACGGGGCCAUGUGAACCCUCUUCCUACUCUAUAAAGUAAAGCGCUUUUGGGGUAUCGCUCCAGGUAAAGCACAGCGCUAUAUAAAUAGAGACCCAACCAUAAGUAAGAAGUAAUCGUAAGUCCACAUCUUCAAAGAUUGUUGUGGUUCGGACAGAAAAAGAAGAGAUCCUGAGUAACGUCAACUUAGUCCUGGUCUACGUUUGUUUACCUACAAGCACAAGUCCAGGUAAAACCACAUCCAGGUAAACCCAAAAUAGCAAAUUAAAAAAAAAAAUUUACUAUCUAGGACUGAACGCAAGGAGGAGAAGAGAUUCUGGUUAAUCGUAUUUUCCGGACUGUAAGCAGCUACUUUGCACCCACGCUUUGAACCCUGCGGCUAAUCCAUGGAUGGAUCUUUGCAAACGGCCAUAAUGUUUUGUAUCCAACACAUAGUUUUCAUAAAAACACUGAAAAGGUGUCUUAUUGUUUUUAGGACGAGCUUGAAAAUUAACUUCCUGUUCUGGUCCUUGAGCCGGAAGUGCAACCAUCAAUAACGUCACUCCAAACAACCAUUGUAAGUUUUCCAAUACAACUAAAACAAUUCUCACUUCCUAAACCGUCCCACGUGUGACGUCUGUAGGAGUGUCUCCAUGCAUAUUUGUAUGAGCUCAAGUUAGCAUCGUUAGCAAAUAUGCUAACAUGUUUACGAGCCUUUCUUGUUGUAUUGUUUCAGUUUUGUAAAUUCACCAAAAUGCCACCGUGGAGUUAUGGAGUUUAUUUAUCUGAUUAGAGAGCCAGCUUGCGCAGCUAGAGGCUCCAAGACCAUGGCUUCUGUUUUGUUUGAUCAGCCGUUUUACUGCCCUGUUACAAACACUCAUACCAAAGACUAUAAAAAUAAGAGCCAUUUGCUCCCUGCUUGGAAUUCGGGGUUGGAAUUGGGGGUUAUAUCACUAAAAAAAUUAUUCCCGGGCGCGGCCACAGCUGCUGCUCACUGCUCCCUUCACCUCCCAGGGGCGUGUUCAAGGGUGAUGGGUUAAAUGCAGAGAAUAAUUUCGUCACAGUUAGUUUGUGUGUGACAAUCAUUGCUACUUUAACUGUUUGGAAACAAUUUGGGGCGGAAAUAAAUAUUUACAAAAUCUUUCUGUAUCUACAACCAAUACAUUUAUGUAGAAAUAUUUAUUUAUACUAAAAUUUCGGUGCGCUUUACAGCCUGGAAAAUACAAUAAUUGGUUUGGAUUUUAUGAGCCCGCAAAGAACCAUUGCGCUGCUGCUGUUGUCACAAAAUGGCGGCUUUCUACUCAGACAAAACUGUCAUACACACAUGAAACAAAAACCUCAAUGUAGGUCUCACUGAGACCUAUAUUUCAUACACUGACCGCCCCCAGCUAAAAUCAACAGGAAGUUUGCUAUUCCCACUUCAAUACAAAAGUUGGCUAAAAAAUGUUGCUUUUUUUCCAAACAUUAUCUCCUCUGAGGCCGUUUGUCGUUUCGGCUUCAAAUAAUCACAGAAGAGAGAUUGAACCCUUCUGAUUAAAAGUUAAAGAGUUUUAAUUACUACCCUGGUUUGGAUUUCAUGAGCCCGCAAAGAACCAUUGCACUGCAGCUGUUGUCACAAAAUGGCGGCUUUCUACUCAGACAAACUGUCAUACACACAUGAAACAAAAACCUCAAUGUAGGUCUCACUGAGACCUAUAUUUCAUACACUGACCGCCCCCAGCUAAAAUCAACAGGAAGUUUGCUAUUCCCACUUCAAUACAAAAGUUGGCUAAAAAAUGUUGCUUUUUUUCCCAAACAUUAUCUCCUCUGAGGCCGUUUGUCGUUUCAGCUUCAAAUAAGCACAGAAGAGAGAUUAAACCCUUCUGAUUAAAAGUUAAAGCGUUUUAAUUACUACCCCGGUUUGGAUUUUAUGAGCCCGCAAAGGACCAUUGCGCUUUUGCUGUUGUCACAAAAUGGCGGCUUUCUACUCAGACAAAACUGCCAUACACACAUGAAACAAAAACCUCAAUGUAGGUCUCACUGAGACCUAUAUUUCAUACACUGACCGCCCCCAGCUAAAAUCAACAGGAAGUUUGCUAUUCAACAACUGCAUUACAUUCACCAUGCAUUAGAGUCUCAAAAAGGCGUCCUUAUAAAAUGUCCAAACCACUUUACAACUGUUAGUACUAUGAGACUGAUGUAUAACACAUGUGUAUACAACUUUUUCUCUGUGUAAUAAUCCAUCCAUCUUCUACCGCUUAUCUGGGCUUGGGUCGCGGGGGCAGCAGCCAAAGCAAAACCGUCCAUCGCUGCUUGCAGCUUUAAUUCAGUUUAAAAUUGUUGUAGAGUCUUCUUUUAUGUUUGUUUAUCUGCACAUCCAAGCUAGAUUGGGGUAAAUUGGCCGAAUCAGAGAUUGAAUUAAAAAACUAAAUUUGAUUUAUUCAAUACUUGUAUAAUAAGCAAAAAGACAUGGAUUUUUUUUGUUUGUUUUGUUUUAAGGAAAAAAAAGACCAGAAAUAUGAACAAAGCAGGUGGUGUUGUUUGUGUUGGUUUCAAAUGUAAUAAUCGAACGGUUCGCGGAUUGUUUUAACCCUUUGUUGUUAAAUUUUUUUGUUGAUUAUAAUUUUUUAAAGCGAUUGCUUUAAAAAGACGAAUAAGGACAUCAAGUCAGUCUCUGUCAAACAGAGUGUUGGCUGGAAAAAGGACACGUUAGGCCGUGUUCACACUGCAGCUCAAUUCCGGGGUUUAGUUUGUUUGUUUUUUGCCCAAAUUUGACAUGGAUCGGAUUUCUUGAAGUCAAUGUAAACAGUAACUUUCAUUUUAUUUUAUUUUUUUAAAUCCGACCCAGGCCUUUUUGUGGAUCUGAAUCAUAUAUGUGUUUGAUGUGACUGCAGUCUGGAUGUUCAGGUGGCUUUUAAAUGACCUCUACGCCACGAAAAGGUGACAAACGCCAAGAUCCUUAGCCAAAACUUAAAAGAAAUGGUGGACAAAGAAUCAGAAAAAUCAGUGGUGAAAAGACGAUGUUUUAGAAGGGACUGAAAUAUCGGAAGGUUUAAGUGUACAAAUUAAAUACUUAUAUGGAAUGAUAAAUAUUGAGUCUGGUUUCACAGACUCCUUGAAAUCAACCAAUCAAAAGUAGUUCUUUGGAAAAUCAUUCUUUAUUGAAAGGCUAAGGUAGCUACACAACAAAUCGGGUUGACAUUGCUUGAGUAUCGUUUACACAUUUCUAACCGACUGUUAUUACUUACAUUGCCAUAAAUAAGUACUGGAGAAUCUUAAUCUUCCCAAAGGACAGUGAUGCUAAUGUCUUACAGUAGAAGGCUAAGCUAGCUACACAAGAAAUCGAGUUGACAUUGCUUGAGUAUCAUUUCUAACCGACUGUUAUUACUUACAUUGCCAUAAAUAAGUACCAGGAAAUCUUUAUUUUCCCGAAGGACAGUGAUGCUAAUGUCUUACAGUAGAAGGCUAAGGUAGCUACACAAGAAAUCGAGUUGACAUUGCUUAAGUAUCAUUCACACAUUUCUAACUGACUGUUAUUGCUUAAAUUGCCGUAAAUAAGUACCGGGAAAUCUUUAUUUUCCCAAAGGACAGUGAUGCUAUUGUCUUACAGUAGAAGGCUAAGGUAGCUACACAACGAAUCGGGUUGACAUUGCUUGAGUAUCACUUACACAUUUCUAACCGAGUUAUUACUUACAUUGCCAUAAAUAAGUACCAGGAAAUCUUUAUUUUCCUGAAGGACAGUGAUGCUAAUGUCUUACAGUAGAAGGCUAAGGUAGCCACACAAGAAAUCGAGUUGACAUUGCUUGAGUAUCAUUCACACAUUUCUAACCGACUGUUAUUGUUUACAUUGCCAUAAAUAAGUACCGGGAAAUCUUUAUUUUCCCAAAGAACAGUGAUGCUAUUGUCUUACAGUAGAAGGCUAAGCUAGCUACACAAGAAAUCGAGUUGACAUUGCUUAAGUAUCAUUCACACAUUUCUAACUGACUGUUAUUGCUUAAAUUGCCGUAAAUAAGUACCAGGAAAUCUUUAUUUUCCCGAAGGACAGUGAUGCUAUUGUCUUACAGUAGAAGGCUAAACUAGCUACACAACAAAUCGAGCUAACAUUGCUUGAGUAUCAAUUACACAUUUCUAACAAACUGUUCUUACUUACAUUGCCAUAAAUAAGUAUCAAAUAAUCUUUAUUUUCCCAACGGACAGUGAUGCUAUUGUCUUACAGUAGAAGGCUAAGGUAGCUACACAACGAAUCGAGUUGACAUUGCUUGAGUAUCAUUCACAUAUUUCUAACCGACUGUUUUUACUUACAUUGCCAUAAAUAAGUACCCGGAAAUCUUUAUUUUCCCAAAGGACAGUGAUGCUAUUGUCCUACAGUAGAAGGCUAAGGUAGCUACACAACGAAUCGAGCCGACAUUGCUUGAGUAUCAUUUACACAUUUCUAACCGACUGUUAUUGCUUACAUUGCCGUAAAUAAGUACCGGGAAAUCGUUAUCUUCCCGAAGGACAGUGAUGGUAUUGUCUUACAGUAGAAGGCUAAGGUAGCUACACAACAAAUCGGUUUGACAUUGCUUAAGUAUCAUUCACACAUUUCUAACCGACUGUUAUUACUUACAUUGCCAUAAAUAAGUACUGGAGAAUCUUUAUUUUCCCGAAGGACAGUGAUGCUAUUGUCUUACAGUAGAAGGCUAAGGUAGCUACACAACGAAUCGAGCUGACAUUGCUUAAGUAUCAUUCACACAUUUCUAAUUUAAUGUUAUUACUUACAUUGCCAUAAAUAUAUCUCCCAGGAAAUCUUUAUUUUCCCAAAGGACAGUGAUGCUAUUGUCUUACAGUAGAAGGCUAAGGUAGCUACACAACGAAUCGAGCUAACAUUGCUUAAGUAUCAUUCACACAUUUCUAACCGACUGUUAUUUCUUACAUUGCAAUAAAUAAGUACUAGGAAAUCUUUAUUUUCCCGAAGGACAGUGAUGCUAUUGUCUUACAGUAGAAGGCUAAGGUAGCUACACAACAAAUCGAGCUGACAUUGCUUGAGUAUCAUUUACACAUUUCUAACCGACUGUUAUUGUUUACAUUGCCAUAAAUAAGUACCGGGAAAUCUUUAUUUUCCCAAAGAACAGUGAUGCUAUUGUCUUACAGUAGAAGGCUCAGGUAGCUACACAACGAAUCGAGCUAACAUUGCUUAAGUAUCAUUCACACAUUUCUAACCGACUGUUAUUUCUUACAUUGCCAUAAAUAAGUACUAGGAAAUCUUUAUUUUCCCGAAGGACAGUGAUGCUAUUGUCUUACAGUAGAAGGCUAAGGUAGCUACACAACGAAUCGAGCUGACAUUGCUUGAGUAUCAUUUACACAUUUCUAACCGACUGUUAUUACUUACAUUGCCAUAAAUAAGUACUGGAGAAUCUUUAUUUUCCCGAAGGACAGUGAUGCUAUUGUCUUACAGUAGAAGGCUAAGGUAGCUACACAACGAAUCGAGCUGACGUUGCUUGAGUAUCAUUCACACAUUUCUAACCGACUGUUAUUACUUACAUUGCCAUAAAUAAGUACUGGAGAAUCUUUAUUUUCCCAAAGGAUAGUGAUGCUAAUGUCUUACAGUAGAAGGCUAAGGUAGCUACACAACGAAUCGAGCUGACAUUGCUUAAGUAUCAUUCACACAUUUCUAAUUUAAUGUUCUUACUUACAUUGCCAUAAAUAUAUCUCCCAGGAAAUCUUUAUUUUCCCAAAGGACAGUGAUGCUAUUGUCUUACAGUAGAAGGCUAAGGUAGCUACACAACGAAUCGAGCUAACAUUGCUUAAGUAUCAUUCACACAUUUCUAACCGACUGUUAUUUCUUACAUUGCAAUAAAUAAGUACUAGGAAAUCUUUAUUUUCCCGAAGGACAGUGAUGCUAUUGUCUUACAGUAGAAGGCUAAGGUAGCUACACAACAAAUCGAGCUGACAUUGCUUGAGUAUCAUUUACACAUUUCUAACCGACUGUUAUUGUUUACAUUGCCAUAAAUAAGUACCGGGAAAUCUUUAUUUUCCCAAAGAACAGUGAUGCUAUUGUCUUACAGUAGAAGGCUCAGGUAGCUACACAACGAAUCGAGCUAACAUUGCUUAAGUAUCAUUCACACAUUUCUAACCGACUGUUAUUUCUUACAUUGCCAUAAAUAAGUACUAGGAAAUCUUUAUUUUCCCGAAGGACAGUGAUGCUAUUGUCUUACAGUAGAAGGCUAAGGUAGCUACACAACGAAUCGAGUUGACAUUGCUUGAGUAUCAUUUACACAUUUCUAACCGAGUUAUUACUUACAUUGCCAUAAAUAAGUACCGGAGAACCUUAAUUUUCCCAAAGGACAGUGAUGCUAAUGUCUUACAGUAGAAGGCUAAGGAAGCUACACAACAAAUCGAGUCAACAUACCGGUCACACAUUUCUGACUUGCUGUUAUUACUUAUAGUUUCAUUGUUGCCUUCAUUGCCAUAAAUAAGUACCAGGAAAUCUUUAUUUUCCCGAAGGACAGUGAUGCUAUUGUCUUACAGUAGAAGGCUAAACUAGCUACACAACAAAUCGAGCUAACAUUGCUUGAGUAUCAAUUACACAUUUCUAACAAACUGUUCUUACUUACAUUGCCAUAAAUAAGUAUCAAAUAAUCUUUAUUUUCCCAACGGACAGUGAUGCUAUUGUCUUACAGUGGAAGGCUAAGGUAGCUACACAACAAAUCGAGCUAACAUUGCUUGAGUAUCAUUCACACAUUUCUAACCGACUGUUAUUACUUACAUUGCCAUAAAUAAGUACCGGAGAAUCUUUAUUUUCCCAAAGGACAGUAAUGCUAUUGUCUUACAGUAGAAGGCUAAGGAAGCUACACAACAAAUCGAGUCAACAUACCGGUCACACAUUUCUGACUUGCUGUUAUUACUUAUAGUUUCAUUGUUGCCUUCAUUGCCAUAAAUAAGUACCAGGAAAUCUUUAUUUUCCCAAAGGACAGUGAUGCUAUUGUCUUACAGUAGAAGGCUAAACUAGCUACACAACAAAUCGAGCUAACAUUGCUUGAGUAUCAAUUACACAUUUCUAACAAACUGUUCUUACUUACAUUGCCAUAAAUAAGUAUCAAAUAAUCUUUAUUUUCCCAACGGACAGUGAUGCUAUUGUCUUAUAGUGGAAGGCUAAGCUAGUUACACAACAAAUCGGGUUGACAUUGCUUGAGUAUCAUUUACACAUUUUUAACCGACUGUUAUUACUUACAUUGCCAUAAAUAAGUACUGGAGAAUCUUUAUUUUCCCAAAGAACAGUGAUGCUAUUGUCUUACAGUAGAAGGCUAAGGUAGCUACACAACGAAUCGAGCUAACAUUGCUUAAGUAUCAUUCACACAUUUCUAACCGACUGUUAUUACUUAUAUAGCCAUAAAUAAGUACCGGGAAAUCUUUAUUUUUCCCGAAGGACAGUGAUGUUAUUGUCUUACAGUAGAAGGCUAAGGUAGCUACACAACAAAUCGAGUUGACAUUGCUUGAGUAUCAUUCACACAUUUGUAACCGACUGUUAUUACUUACAUUGCCAUAAAUAAGUAUCGGAGAAUCUUUAUUUUCCCAAAGGACAGUGAUGCUAAUGUCUUACAGUAGAAGGCUAAGGUAGCUACACAACAGAUUGAGUUAACAUACCGUUCACACAUUUCUGACUUGCUGUUAUUAUUUAUAGUUUCAUUGUUGCCUUCAUUGCCAUAAAAAGUAGGCACUGAGUCUGCCAUUAGAAGUAUUUUAUUAGAACAUAAUUUGUUAUAUUGCCGGAUGUCGGUGACUAUAUUCUCUUACAUUGGAAGGCUGAGCUAGCUACACAACGAUCCUUGAAUUUUUCACGACCAUCAGUGCAUGUGACACCACAAUUUUAAUUUAGUUAUGUCAACAACUGGAAUACAACAAAACAGAUCGUAAUUGGGCAUCACACUGCAGUGUGAACAUACCCGGGUUGUCACUUCAGGUACACCAAAAAAAGAAACAUAUCAUGCUAGCAGGGUAAAAACAAAAAGGGGGUCAAACUCCCGUUAGAUUUUCGGACUAAAAACAAGAAGCUUGCAGGUCGUGUUUAGUCGUUGCAUCGUGAUUCUCCCACGCUGUUAGCGACUAGCCAUUACCAUGCUAGCAUGCUGGAUUGCCCUUUUGUGUUUUCAACAUGCUAACUGUCAAAGUGUCGCUAACUGGACGGGAUUUGUGUGAAAGAACUUUAUAGAAAAUGUUUCAAAUGGUGCUAAUUAACAUUCACUACUUGUCAGUCAAGUUGUAUUUUAGACUUCUAGUUUGAUUUUAAAGAAAGACAAAACUCGUUUUUUGUAUUUUGCACACCAAAGAAAAAAUGCUGAGCAGAAGUUGAAAUGAAGUCUGUUUUUUUUUUCUUGCCUGAGAAAAAACUGGCAUUCUAUUCCGAAACAAAACUCCAGUAAGUUGUGUGUGAAUUGAUUGCUUUUAUAAUUUAUUGCCAAAAUGUAAUAAAACUCUUUAAAGUUG
Molecule: messenger RNA, 11328 nt
Organism: Nerophis ophidion (straightnose pipefish)
Lineage: Eukaryota; Metazoa; Chordata; Actinopteri; Syngnathiformes; Syngnathidae
Gene: plod2
Product: procollagen-lysine, 2-oxoglutarate 5-dioxygenase 2
Exons: 20
Coding region: 255-2525 (756 amino acids)
Biological process (GO): peptidyl-lysine hydroxylation
Cellular component (GO): endoplasmic reticulum
Molecular function (GO): procollagen-lysine 5-dioxygenase activity; L-ascorbic acid binding; iron ion binding
Source: RefSeq, a predicted model, not a curated record